Lottia gigantea (owl limpet) is the source of this 816-nucleotide messenger RNA. RefSeq lists its product as hypothetical. The record is from RefSeq and is a predicted model, not a curated record. Gene Ontology annotation, molecular function: phosphoric diester hydrolase activity; double-stranded DNA 3'-5' DNA exonuclease activity; endonuclease activity. Gene Ontology annotation, biological process: base-excision repair. Gene Ontology annotation, cellular component: nucleus. NCBI's taxonomy places the organism in Eukaryota, Metazoa, Mollusca, Gastropoda, Lottiidae. Bases 1 to 816 code for a protein of 271 amino acids. The transcript has a single exon.
AUGGACUUUUCCUCUGAUGCCAAAACUGAAGAUGGAAGAAAAUGGAAUUUGAAAGUUGCAUCCUGGAACAUAAAUGGAAUCCGUGCCUGGUUACAGAAAGAUGGCACCAGUUACAUAAAAGCUGAAUCUCCAGACGUCAUGUGCCUUCAAGAAACCAAAUGUGACACAUCCAAAAUCCCUAAAAAUUGUGAAGUCGAGGGCUACCAUUGUUACUGGCUGUCUGGAGAUCAAGAAGGUUAUUCUGGAGUUGGAAUGAUGACUAAAAAAGAACCCAUCAAAGUGUCGUAUGGUAUAGAUGUCGCCGAGCACGAUAAAGAAGGUCGAGUCAUCACUGCAGAAUUCGAGAAAUAUUUUGUAGUCACAGCCUAUAUCCCUAACAGUGGUAGAGGGUUACCUAGACUGGAAUACAGAACCAAACAAUGGGAUGUAGAUUUCAUUGCUUACUUGAAAAAACUGGAUGCUAAAAAACCAGUCAUUUUAUGUGGAGAUUUGAAUGUCGCUCAUUUGGACAUCGAUCUGAAGAAUCCUAAAACCAAUAAAAAGACAGCUGGUUUCACCCCUCAGGAGAGAGAAGGCUUCACUAAUCUAUUACAGGAGGGUUUCGUAGAUUCGUUCAGGAAACUUUACCCCAAGAAAGAGGCAGCUUAUACUUUCUGGGCGUAUUUUAUGAAUAACAGGGCUAAAGAUUGUGGGUGGAGAUUAGAUUAUUUUGUAAUUUCUGAGCGUUUAACGAAAGAUCUGUGUGAUAGUGUUAUUAGGAAAUAUGUUUUGGGCAGUGAUCACUGUCCAGUUGUAUUUCUAGCCAACAUUUCUUAA